Cynocephalus volans (Philippine flying lemur) is the source of this 1662-nucleotide messenger RNA. Its product is annotated as NUT family member 2D-like. The transcript is spliced from 7 exons. The coding region runs from base 1 to 1662 and encodes 553 amino acids. Lineage: Eukaryota; Metazoa; Chordata; Mammalia; Dermoptera; Cynocephalidae. The record is from RefSeq and is a predicted model, not a curated record.
AUGAGCCGCCGGGCCCACGCCGCCGCGCUCACCUCAGCCCCCGGCCGCACCCGCGCCCCCGGCCGCCCGCGCCCCUCAGAGCCCACGCCCGCCCUGCACGGGCCUCACCUGCCGGCCACCGAGGCCGCCGUCCGCAGACCCCCGAGCGCUCCCGCCGGCCCGGCCAGAGCCGGACGGCGCCUCCCCGCGUCCGCUUUCUCCUCCUGGUCCUCGUCGCCGCCGCCUCAGCCUCCUCCUCCUGCUUCCAGGCCCGCACACUGCAGGCGCCGCUCCCGCGAACUCCCAACUGCCUCCAACUGCCUCACCCAACGCUUGCCUGGCGCUGACGGCCGCAGUGCGCAGGCGCGACGGGACCUGGCGCCCCUCACCCGGCGGGGUGGUGGGGAACGGAGACCGACACCUGGUCUGGGCGGCCAGGCUCUCCUGACCCGGCUGGUGAAGGUGAUGAAGCAGUUGCUGGAAAAGGCUUGUGAGAAGCUGGGCUCAGAAGAGCCCAUGGCAGCCCUGAGUCCUGGGGCAUCCAGGAGGGGCCACCCUGCUGGAUUGGCCGGGUGGCUGUGUUACCUCCCUCCCUCACGUGGGGAUGAGGGUGGCAAGAAGAGGGGGUCACAGGAGGAUGAGCGCAUGGGAUUUGGGGGUGAGCUGCAGGCAGACUCCUCACUGGGGUUCAUGGAGUUUGAGGCUGAGGAGGAGACGCAGCUCCAGAAGCUGCAGUGCAUGAAGGGGCCCCAGGGCCUGCCUCCUCCAGCCCCGCUGAAGCUUGGUCCUCCAGGGCCACCAGCCCCCAACACUGUGCCACAGCCAGUCCUGCCCUUCCCCAGUGUGGCUGGAAGUGGCCGCUGCGGCCCAGCCAUGCACCUGGCCUCCCUCCUACCCCAGCAGCCACCCCAGGCCAAGGCGCCCAAGGAGAUCCUGCCGGAAGCUGACCAGGAGUAUGUGGACAUCAUGGAGGCACUGCUGGGGCCCGAUGCAAAUCAGGAGGAGAGCGAUCUGGGGCAGCAGCAGGAGGAGGACGGGCUUUACCCAGACCCAGGUCUCCUGAGCUACACUGACAAGCUGUGCUCCCAGGAAGACUUCACCACCAAGGUGGAGGCCACCAUCCACGCCCGAUUCCUGGCAGAUUUGCUUUCCCCAGACCCCAAAUUGGAUCCCUUGUCUCUAACAGAGGAGCUGGAGCAGGAAGAAGGACUAACCCUAGCACAGUCGGUGGAGAAGCGCCUCCUGGCCCUGAAUGAUGCAGGAGGUGUGCGGCCGCCACAGGUCAUGGCGCACCCCGACUGGACUCAAGUCCUAAGACUACGGCUUAGCAAACAGCAGAAAGAGAUGACCAUGGCCCAAGCAGGGGUCAGUGUAGAAAGCUGCCCAGCACAGCUGGCUUCCCAUGACCCUCCAUGGUACAGCAGAGCCCAUGCCAACCUGCCCAGGCCCAAGGAGCGUAACCUCUGGCCGGGCUUUCAGUCGUCGCCCAUGCUGAGGGCCGCCCGGCCCAGCUCCCCUCCCCAGAGCCACAGACUCUCCUCGCCUGGUCUCAGAGGAUCCUGCCCUGCCAUGCCUGAGUGGGGCCCAGCAGUCGGCUCCAGUGAAGAGGAGGAGGAGGACCUCCCCAGCCUGGGCUUCCUCCUGACCUGCAGCACAGCCUGCUGCCCUGGGGGCUGUCCCUGA